GGCAGCUAGCGUGUAAAGCUAGUAGCCAAAAAGAAGCCAUAUGUAACAUUGUUCUAUAUAAGGAUGCAACCAUUGACAUAUAUAUUACUCCUUAUCGAAAGUGCCAACAAAAUAUCAUCGAUCUGUUAAAAAAAAAAUGUGGAGGCUGAAGCUUUCAGAAGGGGAAGACGAAUACCCGUUGUUGAAAUCGUACAACAACCAUGUCGGAAGGCAGUUUUGGGAAUUCGAUCUAGACCUCGCCGGAGACAACGUCGACGGCGACGGUGCUCGGGUCGAGGAGGCUCGCCGCCGGUUCGCUGAGAACCGCCGCCGGUUUGGAGUCAAACAGAGCUCCGACCUUCUCAUGCGACUUCAGUUUGCGAGGGAGAUCAGCCGGAGUAAUAAUGGCGAUGAAGGUGAUGAAGGUGGAGGAGUAAUGGCGAAAUUGAAGAGUUCUGAUGAGGAAAGAGGAGGAGAAGAGGAGAUAUUGGAUGAAGGAAGAGUGAGGAGCGUGGUGAGAAAGGGGCUACAGUUCCACUCAACUCUGCAGCACGAGACGGGCUUCUGGCCUGGUGACUAUGGCGGCCCUCUCUUCCUGCUUCCCGGUUUGGUAAUUAGCUUGUACGUUACGGGCGGGUUGAAUGCAAUUUUAACUCACCAGCAUCGAGUGGAGUUGCGUCGGUAUCUGUACAACCACCAGAACGAGGAUGGAGGGUGGGGAUUGCAUAUAGAAGGGAGCAGCAUAAUGUUCUGCACCGCGCUAUCGUACGUGGCGCUGCGAUUGAUGGGCGAGGAGAUGGAUGGUGGAGAUGGAGCGAUGGAGAAGGCGAGAUCGUGGAUCGUCGAUCACGGUGGCGCCAUCUACAUCCCGUCUUGGGGCAAGCUCUGGCUUUCGGUUCUUGGGGUUUACGAGUGGAGUGGGGUGAAUCCAUUGCCCCCCGAACUUUGGUUGUUUCCUUACUCUCUACCCAUACAUCCCGGAAGGAUGUGGUGUCAUUCUCGAAUGGUGUACCUACCAAUGUCGUACUUGUAUGGUAAAAGAUUCGUGGGAAAGACAACCCCUUUGGUGCUCAGUCUCCGACAAGAAUUGUACGUGCUUCCGUAUCGCAGCAUUCAUUGGAGGCUCACCAGAAACCUAUGUGCUAAGGAGGAUCUGUACUAUCCACACCCAUUCCUGCAAGACAUGCUGUGGGCUGGUCUCGACAAGGUUUGGGAGCCUCUAAUGUCGACAUGGCCGAUCUCCAAGCUCAGGGAAUCUGCCCUACAAACUUGCAUGCAACACAUCCAUUACGAGGAUCAAAACACCAACUAUGUUUGUCUUGGGCCUGUCAGUAAGGUCUUGAACAUGUUGUGUUGUUGGGUGGAGGAUCCGAAUUCAGAAGCAUUCAAGAGCCAUCUGCCCAGAAUCAAAGAUUACCUCUGGGUAGCUGAAGAUGGCAUGAAAAUGCAGGGAUACAACGGUUCUCAAUUGUGGGAUGUCUCGUUUGCAAUCCAAUCGAUUCUCUCAACGAAUCUCUGGGAAGAGGAAUUUUGUGCUUCAAUGCUCAAGAAGGCACACAACUUCAUAAAAAACACACAGAUUAGAGAGGAUCCUUCAGGCGAUCUAAAGCAAUGGUAUCGUCAUGGUCGAAAAGGUGGAUGGCCUUUCUCCACUCCAGAUAAUGGAUGGGCCGUCUCAGACACUUCUGCAGAAGGCCUAAAGGCUGCUAUGAUUCUGUCUCAGAUGCCAGCAGAAGUUGUAGGAGAUCGUCUUCCAGUAAACCAAUUGUUUGAUUCUGUUAAUUGCAUUCUAUCUUUCCAGAAUGAAAAUGGAGGGUUUGCUUCGUAUGAGCUGACAAGAUCUUACCAAUGGUUAGAGGCCCUCAACCCUUCCGAGACGUUUGGAGAUAUCAUGAUAGAUUAUCCGUACGUGGAAUGCACUUCGUCAGCAAUUCAAGGACUGAAAGCGUUCACAACAGCUCAUCCGGGGCACCGAGAGAAAGAGAUUCGAGUGUGUAUCCUUAAAGCCCUUCACUUCAUUCAAACCAUACAGCUCCCCGACGGCUCCUGGUAUGGGUCUUGGGGAGUUUGCUUCACGUAUGGGACAUGGUUUGGGAUAACAGGGCUUGUGUCUGGAGGGUUGACCUACCAGAGUUGCCCCUCCAUUAAGAAAGCCUGCGAUUUCUUGCUAUCCAAGCAACUCCCUUCUGGAGGCUGGGGAGAGAGCUACCUUUCUUCUCAAACUAAGGUUUACACAAACUUGGAAGGUGGGAAAUCACAUUUAGUGAACACUUCGUGGGCCAUGUUGGGCCUCAUUGAAGCUGGACAGGCCGAACUGGAUCCGAGCCCACUACAUCGAGCUGCGAAGUUCCUGGUUCAUUCAGCAAUGGAGAAUGGAGACUUCCCACAGCAGGAAAUCAUAGGAGUAUUUAACAAGAAUUGCAUGAUCAGUUAUUCGACAUAUCGAAACAUAUUUCCGAUUUGGGCGCUUGGAGAGUAUCGCAAUCGGGUAUUGCUACCUCUCCAGAAGCAUUGAGACUCACAUGUGUGAUUUGUGCAAAUGAAAAAGAUGUGUACAUACACAUGAAUCAAGUGCCAAGUUGAUAUUAUUCAAUGUUCAUGUCCCAAGUUAACAAUAGAGGCUGGAGUGGGCUGGACCACAUUGGGCUCUGGUUGGCCCAUAUAUAGCCGGUCUUUGGAGCAAAGCAAUUUGCUUGUCCUUGCAUGUUUCCUCGUGUUUAUGAUCCACGUAUAACGUAUAUGGUAUAUGUAUUAUAUAAAUGUAUGUGCCCAUAAGAUUAAAAAAUACUGAUUUCCAGCUAUAACAUGGUGGUAGGAAUCACGGGCAGGGCUGGUGUCUCAAUACACAUAUCUAAUUAUCUAUCUCGUGGCAGGUUGGGUUCAUAUCAGAUGAUUUAUCAUGGAUCGCAAGUCGGGGUAGUUUGACCCAAUGAGUAUGUAAUUUAUAUGAAAAUACUAGAAAUAUUCGUUAUUUUCAUUAUAAGACCAAGAAACAAACCAUAAUAUAGUAAAUAUAGUUAAAUUAUUGGAGAAAUUGAGAUUUUCACUAAUUUACAACUUUCUUAUAGCUAAUAUAUCAUAUAUAUGAUGUAUUAAAAGGAAAAUAAUAAGUAAUUUGACUAAAAAUACAUGAAAUUUAGACAAGAACGAAUCGAGAAUAGUGCAGGUCAAUGAUAGGUUGGGUCGAUCAGAGUACCCACCAUGCCCGCCCCCAAAACAGGCCAAACAAGUCGGGUAAAACAGACCAGGUCGAAAUUGUCAUUCCUAACCUGGUGGUAUGAAUUAAUAUUAUAAUGCAUACAUCAUAAUAAUGAGUGUAUACAUGAUAUAAAAAUAUACUAACCAUCAUUUACCACGUUUCACCGCGCCGUCUCCAUCGGUUACCUUUCCCAAGUUCACAAGUUUGUUUCCCCCAAGGGCUUAGCUCUAGCUAGCUAAUCUAGAAGGGAACAACAAUGGGAGCUGGUGGAACCAGUGUUUCAAUGGGUGAGUAUUCACAAGUGUCAUCAUCACCAUCACCGUCACAUUUGGAGGGAGUAAAAUACUUUGGAACCCAAACUUCCCCUCUCGACUUCCUAGCUUUGGCCAUCUCUCUCUGCUUCUCCUCCACGGCUCUCUUUGCUUCCUUGGCUUUCUCCCAGUCUCUGCUCAGUAUGCCUCUGCUUACUUCGCUCCACACCGAUGCCGACUCGCUUGCUAAAACACUCUGCACACUCGCACAACACCAGGAAAGAAUGAAGCCAAUUAUUAAAAAGAGAGAAACAUUAUGGAUAUGCUUACUUCUUCACUCCAUAGUACUGAUGAUGUGGAUUCGAAACUGAGACUUUCAUGUUAGAAACCCAGCGAUGAUAUUGUUUGGGGGGGGUUGGAAACAUUUCUAUCCGGUUAAACCGAGUUGGAUUAACCCGACUUUCGAUCCCAAUUUUCAGGAAAUUCGAAAAACAGAAAAUUGGAUUGGAUUGUAAACGAUUUUAGUGGAAUCAGAAUGAUCCGGGCUGGAAAUGAGGGAUAACGCGGGGUGGGCUCGACUGGAAUAUGGGUUGGGUUGAGGUAGUGGGGUGUGAGAUGGCCACUGGGGGCGAGGGUGUAGGGGCGCAUUAUCCGAUUUCUCGAUUUUUUGUUUUGUUUUGUUUUAAAUCGGAUCGAAUCGAGCAGGUUUUAUUACUACCGCGGCAACGAUCGGAAAUAAAAUUGCAUUAUUUUAUAUACGAAUUCGGUUCCAACCGGAUCAGGUUAUACCGUCUGGUUUAUAAUUAAACCAGAAAAUUGAA
Messenger RNA from Linum trigynum, 4250 nucleotides. NCBI's taxonomy places the organism in Eukaryota, Viridiplantae, Streptophyta, Magnoliopsida, Malpighiales, Linaceae. The record is from the annotation of a GenBank genome assembly.